Molecule: messenger RNA, 1971 nt
Organism: Talaromyces marneffei
Lineage: Eukaryota; Fungi; Ascomycota; Eurotiomycetes; Eurotiales; Trichocomaceae
Exons: 3
Coding region: 1-1971 (656 amino acids)
Biological process (GO): positive regulation of transcription by RNA polymerase II
Cellular component (GO): nucleus
Molecular function (GO): transcription cis-regulatory region binding; zinc ion binding; DNA-binding transcription factor activity, RNA polymerase II-specific
Source: RefSeq, a predicted model, not a curated record
AUGACGUCUGACAGAACACACAGUCAAGCAAUCCCAGUAUCACGGACGAGGACGGGCUGCAGAACCUGUCGCUCGCGCAAGAUCAAGUGCGAUGAACGACGGCCUAAGUGUCAACGAUGUACAAAAAGCAAUCUAGACUGCAGUUAUGGCUUACAGCUCAUCUGGCAUGAAGAGUCAUUGUCAAAAGGUGUUUGUCAUGGACGAGCUGGUGUUUGGUCCAAGAGUGGCCGACGCAAAGAUGAAACACACCUUAGAUCUCGGGAGUCUGAUCGACGAUGUGUAUCAGCUACGACAGGAUCCACCAAAAGUCGUGGGGUAUUUUUGAACACGACCAUGAACGACGUUAAAUUAUACUUUGAGUAUGGGGGCAUGGCAGAAGAAGACGGCCAAAACGAGAACCAAGCCUCGAUGCCGAACGAGGGUCAUCAACAUCCGGGAAAUCUCUCCCUCUCACUUCCAGUCUUGAGUACCACUACCCUCGGCCACCUCCGCACAUUUGACUACGACUCAGCUCUGUUAUCCUACUAUGAAGCUGUAGUCUGCAGUUCGAGCACGUUACUAGAUGACGCCAAGAACAAUCCAUAUCGACAUUUGAUUCUGCCCAUGGCUAUGCAAUCUGAGGGGUUGUAUCAUGCUACGUUAGCCGUUUCAGCUCAAAUAUUGCGCAUCGCUGAUCCACGAUUCCGGUUCGCUGCUCUUGACCACGGACAUAGAGCUUUGAGGUGUCUUAUUGCGAGUCUCCAGCGCGGACAGUCUACCCCUAAGUAUACAAACCACAAACAAAUGUCAAAUGUAGAAAUUGACGAAAUUCUGGGCCUCGCGUUGAUGUUGUGCUGGUUUGAGAUUACGGAUGGCUGUCGGCCGUCGUGGGUGACGCAUUUGAAGGGUAUUCAUACACUGAUUAAUCAGUAUCAAGAUGUUUUUAUCAAGAACAGCAGGACGUCGGAUGUCAGUCGGUUUUUCAGUCGAUAUUUUUCCUUUCAUUUGGUUUUGGCGCGGACAACGUUUCGGGUUGAGGACGAUAUAACGUUUACGAAAACAACUUCAUCCAAGAACACCGGAAAUACAGAAAAGACAGAUGCUAUUAUGCAAUACUACCCGUCGAUUUCGAAGCUAACCGAUUUCUUGUCGUUAGCCAUGCCGCUCGAAGACCUAGACCAGAUCGACUCGUACAUGGGAUUCAGCAACUCCCUUCUCCUCCUCAUCAACGAAGUCGCCGAUCUCGCAUGGAAAUAUCAUUCCAAGGAAUCCGUUGAAACCGAUUUACCAUUCGUGCGAGAACAGGUAUGGCGACUACGAGCAUCGCUAGAGACAUUACAGCAAACACCGCCGCCGUUGGCCAAUAAUGGUCGAGUCAAUGGGGCGUCUUUCUAUCCUUUUACGACAGGAGAAGACGAGCUCCUUGAGCGGACUGUGGCCGAGUUUCAGGCUAUUGCAGAAGCGAAUCGAAUUGGGGCAUUGCUUUUGCUACAUGAGGUGUGCGCUUCGAGGUUUCAGAGACCGGAUCUUUUUAGAAUCCCCAUGUCAACAGAAACCGAAUCAGCAGAUGGCUACCAUUCGGCAUCAACAGACUACAAAACUCGUUACGUACGCGAAAUCCUAGACCCCAUGAUCCAAAACAUCAACCACAUCAGUCGCACAGCCGCACUUCCCUUGUGGCCUCUCUUCAUUGCCGGAUGCUGCGUGACAACCGAGGAGGACCAGAUAACGGUAAUCAAGAUAUUUGAACAAACUGAAAAAUUGAAACGAUACGGUAAUAUUACCCCAGCCAGACAAGUCAUCGAAAUGAUCUGGAGGCAACGAGAUUUAGGCGUACAGGAUGAUAGGAAACGACGGCAUACCGCUGCCAUAGCUAGCGGGAUAUACGAUUCGAAUACAAUGUCUUCGCCAUUCACGACGAAAGGGAUGCAAUCGUUUGAAUGGGAACGGGCGAUGCUGAUGAUGGGCGGGUUGAAGCUGAGCUUGACUUGA